AUGGUUCAGAUUCAGAGGUUUGAGGCUGAGCUGCAGGGUUGUGUGGAGGCGCUCGACCGCAGCGUGACACAGAACUCUGCAGAGAUCCGAGAACAGCAACGAAUGUUGAAACCCAACAUGACAGAUGAUGACCAAUCCCUAAAGCGCCACAGCAGCAAUGAACUCCUGCGACCUACCUUGACGGAUGAUGACCAAUCCUGUGGCAGCAAUGAAUUCCUGCCACCUAAAUUCUCUACACUGAGGAUUGUGCUGGUGGGGAAAAGUGAGGACAAAAAGACAAAACUUGGUAACUUCAUUACUGGGAAAGAAGAAUUUCAUUGCCAAAAAAAAGCCUCCUGUGUGGCCGCCUGUGGAGAGUGGAGAGGAAAACCAUUGACUGUAGUAAAAACUUCAGAUAUCUUCAGUCAGUCUGAGCAGACAGCGAAAGAAGAGGUGACGAAGUGCAUGAAUCAGUGUUUCCCUGGACCAAAUGUUCUGCUGCUGUUAGUGAGACCUUCUAAGUUCAGUGAACAUGACAAAGAAAGACUGAAGUUCAUCCUGAGUUUGUUUGGCCGAGAUGCUUUUAAACACUCCAUGGUCAUCAUCACACACAAGGAGAAAGAAACAAGUUUCAAUGUGAGUCAGCUCCUUAAAGACUGUGGAGUAAGAUACUACAACAUGUUUGACGAUGACCACAAACAAUUAAUGGAGAUGAACAUUGAGAACAUUGUUCAUGAAAACAGAGGAACCUUCCUCACCUUCACUGGGGAGACCAGAAGACCAAAGUCUUUAAACCUGGUUCUGUGUGGGAGGAGAGGAGCAGGGAAGACUUCAGCAGCCAAGACCAUUUUAGGUCAGACAGAGCUUCAUUCAGUCUCCAGCUCAUCAAAGUGUGUUAAACAUCAGGGAGAGGUGUGUGGACGUUGGGUUUCUCUGGUGGAGCUGCCUGCCUUGUAUGGAGAACCUCAGGAGGCGGUGAUGGAGAAAUCAUUCAGGUCUAUCUCCCUCUGUGAUCCUGAGGGUGUCCAUGCCUUCAUCCUGGUCCUACCUGUGGAUCCCCUCACUGAUGAAGACAAGGGAGAGUUAAAGACCAUCCAGAACAUGUUCAGCUCUCGAGUCGAUGACUUCACAAUGAUUCUGUUCACUGUGGAGUCAGAUCCUACAGCUCCAGCUGAUGAUGACUUUAUAAGAAAGAACAAAGACAUCCAGGAGCUCUGUCAGAGCUGUGGAGGAAGAUAUGUUAUUCUCAACAUCAAGAACAAGCAGCAGAUCUCUGAGGUGUUGGAUACUGUAGAGAAGAUGAGACCUCACAAGGAUGAACCAUGCAGCUAUACAGCUAAAACAUUUUCACAUGCCCAAAUAGAGAAGGACAUACAAAAAGAGAAAAUCAUCACCACACUUCAGGCUGAGAUUAAGGGAUUGAAGACACAAAGCACAAUCAACUGUGAUGAUGAGAAACAGAGCUCAGAGUGUCUUAGGAUUGUUCUGAUAGGGAAGACUGGCAGUGGAAAGAGCUCUUCAGGAAACACCAUUCUGGGAAGAAAAGAGUUUGAAGCCAAAUCAAACCAAACAUCAGUCACCAAACAGUGUCAGAAAGCACAGAGUGAAGUGGACGGUCGUCGUGUCGUCGUGGUCGACACUCCUGGUCUGUUUGACUCGACUUUGUCCCAUGAAGAGGUUAAUGAGGAGAUGGUGAAAUGCAUCAGUCUUCUGGCUCCAGGACCACAUGUCUUCCUGUUGGUGUUACAGAUUGGUCAUAGAUUUACACCAGAAGAGAAGGAGACAUUAAAACUCAUUAAAGAAUGCUUUGGGAAGAAUUCAGAAAAAUUCAUCAUCAUUCUUUUAACAGGAGGAGACACACUGGAGGAUGAGGAGCGGUCCAUUGAAGAUUACAUUAAGGCAUGUGAUGAUUCCUGUAAGAAGUUGAUUGCUGACUGUGGAGAAAGAUACCAUGUGUUUAAUAACCGAGAUAAACAAAACUGCUCACAAGUCAGUGAGCUGAUAAACAAGAUUGACUCCAUGGUGAAGGAAAAUGGCGGCAGCUGCUUCACCAAUGAGAUGCUGCAAGAGGCUGAGGCAGCAAUAAAGAAGGAAGUGGAGAAGAUCCUGGAGGAGAAGGAAGAAGAGAUGAAGAUAGAGAAGGAGGAGCUUAGAAGAAGUUAUGAGGAAGAACUGGAGGCAAUGAAAAUACGAAUCAAAAAACAGAGUGCAGAGAUCGAACAGGAGAGAGAACUGAGAGAGAAACAACUUCUGGAAAAGGAGAAAAACAUUCAGAAAGAACGAAAAGGGAGAAAGAAAGAACAGGACGAGAGAGAAGAAGAAGACAAGAGGAAGAGACAACAGGAAGAAAUUCAGCGACAGGAGUGGGAGAAAAAACUUAAAGCUCUGGAGGACAAUAUUAAAGAAAAAGAAAAUAUUGAUAAAGAGCUGGAGGAGAGUAAAAAAGAAAUGAGAAAUCAACGAGAGGCCUGGGAGAAGGAACGCAAAGAAUCAUGGGAAAAAAGAAAACGAGAAGAAGAUGAAAGAAGAGCAAAGGAGCAAGAAAGCCUGAAGAAGCUCCAAGAACAAUACGAGCAGGAAAGAGAAAACUAUGAAAAGAAAAGAAAAGAAGAAGAUGCUAACAGAAGAAAACAGGAAGAAAAGGAGCGAAAAAAGUUAAAAGAAAACUUUAAUGAAGAGUUGUACAAUAUGAAGAUAAAGUAUGAAGAGGAGAUCAGAAAAAAGGCUGAAGAGUCCAAUGAAUUCAUGAAGAAAAAAGACGCAGACUUUGCAGCUCAAAUAGAGAAACAUUUUGAGGAAGUGAAGGAACUGAAGCAACAGCAUGAGGACGAAAUGCAGAAGAAGCAGGAGGAAUAUGAGAGUUUGAAAGAACUCGCAGACAAUAAAGAGAAAAAUCUGAGACAAGUCAUGGAUGACCUGCAGAACAAACAUAAGGGAGAAAUGACUGACUUGAUACUUCUACUUCUGACCCAAAAGAAAGAAAACAGGAAAAAAAUAAAGACAAUGCAGGAACAACACAAAAAGGAGCAACAAAAUCAGAGGGAACAAUUGAAUAAAUUACUGAAACAACAAGAGCAAAAACUGAAUGACUUCAAAGAGCAAAUUCUGAAAGAAAGCAAAAGAAAUGAGAAAGAAAAAAUAGAAGAACUGCAGAAGAAACAUGAAAAAGAGAUGAAAGAGUUGAGAGAGAAAAUGGAGGGAGACGGUCAGGAGGAAGAAGAGGAGGACCUGCAAAGGAAACAUGAACAAGAGAUGAAUAGCUUGAAAGAGAAACUUCUGACCCCAGAGGAGCAAUCGUCCUGUUGCAUUGCAUGA
Messenger RNA from Scomber japonicus (chub mackerel), 3294 nucleotides. RefSeq names its product calponin homology domain-containing protein DDB_G0272472-like. Gene Ontology annotation, molecular function: GTP binding. The coding region runs from base 1 to 3294 and encodes 1097 amino acids. The record is from RefSeq and is a predicted model, not a curated record. Lineage: Eukaryota; Metazoa; Chordata; Actinopteri; Scombriformes; Scombridae. The transcript is spliced from 8 exons.